GUCACUGUCUCACUUGACACCCACUCUGGAUGUAUGACAAUCUGGAAAGAAACAGGUUGGCUUAACUCAAGUGGAAUGCUAAAGAAAUCAGUGCAUUGAUCCAUUUUCUCCCCCUGAGGCAGUUGUGGGAGUUGUUGAUUGCUGAUAUCCACCCCUUUCUUUCUGGGAUUGAUUUGAGGAGCUGAAUGCCUUGGAUCUCCUGAAGCCUAUACCGGCAACCAUGUCAGAGAGCCUCUUCAUCUUAGUGCCUGGGAAAAGCAGACCCUGCUGACAGCAGCGCAGAACAGUCGCCGUCCAGGUGUUGCAGCUCGCGUCUCGUCAUGCAGCCGGAGGAGGUAACGGCCUUGGGGACUCUGCAGAUCGCCUCGCAGCCCGUGCACCUGCUGACCAGUCACUCAAUCGUGGAGCACGAGGGCUCGCCGCGGGGCCAGAGCCAACAAGGCCAACAGCCCUCCGCUCCGCUGGGUCCUCCGUCGUCGUCUCCGCAGGCCCCCCCGUGCGUGGCCUCCGUCCUGGCGGCCCGCUGCUGGACGCUGGAGGUGGGGCUGGCCGUGCUCCUGAUGGCGCUGGCGGCCGUGGUCAUCCUGGCGCUGCUCUACUGGGCGCUGCUGCUGCGCCACAAGCUGAGGGUGGCGCGGGCAGGCAACGCGCUGGAGUACUGGGGCUUCUUCCGCUCGGCGCGCUACGACCUGAAGCAGCCCGGCCCGCCGGAGGCGUUCCCGCUGGCCGUGGCGGCGGUCGUCGCACCUGGGCCGGACGUGGCGGCACCGCUCCAGACCACAGACUCCUCGAAGACGCCGCUGGGUCCGCCACCUCCCGUGUCUCCCCUGCCCCAGGACUGGCCUCCUCCGUAUUCAGAGCCUCCUCCUCCUCUUCAUCCUCCUCCUCCUCUCCCUCCUUCUCCUCCUCCUCCUCCUUCUUGUCCUUCUUCUCCUCCAUCUCCUCCUCCUUCUCCUCCUCAUCACCCUUCUUCUCCUCCAUCUCCUCCUCCGUGUCAGCCCUCCGCUAGCUCAGGUCUUUCUCCACCCGAUCCUCCCCCCGUCGUACGAUCACGGCCUCGGCCGUCUCCGAUCCCACGCCACCUUACCACCAAGUCCUUGCCGCCGCCACCGCCGGAUUCGCCCGUGCUGCGGGCCUGGUCCGUCCCCAGCGUCCCUUACCCAUCCCUACCUCGACCUCUCCACCGACCGGAUGCCAGUCCGUCCCCGCCGCGGCCGCUGUCAGCUCAGCCCCUCCCGUUCGUCCACACCACCCCGCCCAGCCCUCACCUGUCCUGGGGCGCGUGCUCAGACGUGGAUGUGUACUCGCGGGUGGGGUCCAUGAGACUCUCCAGGACUUCCAGUCACAGCCAGACUCAGGUGAUCCUGUUUGAGCAUUCCGCUGUAUGAUUGGACGGCUUUUACUGUCCUGUUUCAAUCCUUUAUGUCUGGCCAUGUUAAUGACAGAAAGCAAGAGGAAUGUAUUUAAGGACAACAUUUGAUGUGGCCCUGGAAAUCCUUAAUUAAUUAUACACUGUACUGACACAAUAGAUAUUCAGCACAACUACCCUGUUGUACAGAAUAAGUGCAUUUUGUGUCACUGAAAUGAAAUCGAUGUAGUAUCAGUUUACCACCAAACUGACUUAUGUUUCAACUCACAUUUGAGAUAACACACGACUCCCUAGUAAUUCUUUUUAUGCUUCUGUUAUUGUCAUCAAGAGUAAUUCAUGUGUACUUACAUUUAGAACACUUCCAUGUGUUCAAAUUAUGCUGAACAAUGUUCAUUUCAUUUUUUGAUUUCCUAUUUGUAGCGGAAACAAAAUUGGCCUGUUGGAGUAGAGGUUAAGAACUGUAUCUCCAUUUUGUCUUUGAGACAUGUAUAUACAUUUGAAUAGUGUUUGAAUAAUGUUUGUAUAAUGUUUGCCUCCUGGUCAUUUUAAAUUAUAUUCACUUACUUACAAGCAGUGUUAUAUUAAUGUCAUUACAAC
This is a messenger RNA of Sardina pilchardus (European sardine), 1966 nucleotides long. RefSeq lists its product as uncharacterized. Bases 321 to 1388 code for a protein of 355 amino acids. The transcript has 2 exons. The record is from RefSeq and is a predicted model, not a curated record. Lineage: Eukaryota; Metazoa; Chordata; Actinopteri; Clupeiformes; Clupeidae.